Messenger RNA from Rhinocladiella mackenziei CBS 650.93, 912 nucleotides. RefSeq lists its product as uncharacterized. Bases 1 to 912 code for a protein of 303 amino acids. NCBI's taxonomy places the organism in Eukaryota, Fungi, Ascomycota, Eurotiomycetes, Chaetothyriales, Herpotrichiellaceae. Gene Ontology annotation, biological process: carbohydrate metabolic process. The transcript is spliced from 2 exons. Gene Ontology annotation, molecular function: hydrolase activity, acting on carbon-nitrogen (but not peptide) bonds. The record is from RefSeq and is a predicted model, not a curated record.
AUGGUCAAAAAGGUCCUAGUUGGAUACGGAAUUGACGUUGACGCCGUCAGCGGCUGGAUCAACACUCAAACUGGUCAAGCUGCUGAUGUGACCAACAUAUCUCGCGGCGUAUUUGGGGCCACCGUGGGUACCGAUAGGCUGCUCAAGUUAUUCGAUAACAACAAAAUCAAAGCAACCUGGUUCGUUCCUGGCCAUUCAAUCGAGUCAUUCCCUAAACAGAUGGCGAAGGUAAGAGAUGCUGGACACGAAAUAUCGCUUCAUGGAUACACCCACGAAUUUGUCUCCCAACUCUCCGCUCAGCAGGAACGCGAUGUGUUGCAGAAGUCGAUUGAGGUCAUCACGGCUUUUACCGGCAAAAUCCCCAGAGGCUGGACGGCACCUGCAUGGACGCCAUCACCCAACUCAGUCAAGCUGCUUGAAGAAUUUGGUCUAGAAUAUGAUCAUUCAUUCAUGCACCACGACUCUCAACUGUACUAUCUCCCGUACCCCCCGGAGACCUGGAAAGAGACAGACUACAAAAAUCUCUCGGCGGGUGAUUGGAUGGCUCCAAUGUCUGUGCUGCGGACAUCUUCCAUAGUCGAAGUCCCAGCCAACUGGCACGUCGACGACUGGCCAGCUUUCCAACCAUUGCGUGGACAAGGUUCCUCGGGCUUUGUUGACCCCCACCACAUCGAAAGAUUUUGGCAAGAGCAAUUCGAAUUCUGUUAUCGAGAAUACGAACAUUUUGUGUUUCCUAUCAGCAUUCAUCCUCAAGUUAGUGGGAAGCCACAGAUUGUUUUGAUGCAUGAGCGACUGAUCGAAUGGAUCAAUCAGCAUGAGGGAGUGGAAUGGUGCACAUUUGAAGAGAUGGCCAACCAAUUCAAAAUGGGAAAGAUGCAGGGGGUGGAGGUUGAAGGAGGUGUUGACCUGUAG